AUGCGGAUCCAUCCUGAGAUAUUCUAUAAUUUGCCCGAACAGCACUUACCUGCCCUCGAGACAUUCUGGAAGCUAUGUGGGGAAGGAGGACUUCUGGCCCGACCAGAGGGUCUGUCAAAAAAUGAGACACAGGAAGGACUAAAUGAUGAAGUCACUCUCUUGUCUGUCCCUAUUUCCCAACGCAGUAUUGCUUUGUUCGCUGGCGAAGAUUCUAAUUCGAAGCUAGACGGUACCUCCGGGCCGGACGUUACGAUCCCCAUCAAUCCCUGA
This is a messenger RNA of Penicillium malachiteum, 270 nucleotides long. Its product is annotated as SEC14 cytosolic factor. NCBI's taxonomy places the organism in Eukaryota, Fungi, Ascomycota, Eurotiomycetes, Eurotiales, Aspergillaceae. The transcript has a single exon. The coding region runs from base 1 to 270 and encodes 89 amino acids. The record is from RefSeq and is a predicted model, not a curated record.